This is a messenger RNA of Cornus florida, 1898 nucleotides long. Its product is annotated as cyclin-D4-1-like. Gene Ontology annotation, biological process: mitotic cell cycle phase transition; regulation of cyclin-dependent protein serine/threonine kinase activity. Gene Ontology annotation, cellular component: cytoplasm; cyclin-dependent protein kinase holoenzyme complex; nucleus. The coding region runs from base 397 to 1485 and encodes 362 amino acids. The transcript is spliced from 6 exons. The record is from RefSeq and is a predicted model, not a curated record. Gene Ontology annotation, molecular function: cyclin-dependent protein serine/threonine kinase regulator activity. NCBI's taxonomy places the organism in Eukaryota, Viridiplantae, Streptophyta, Magnoliopsida, Cornales, Cornaceae.
UAAAUGUUCUCCUCCUCCUCCAUGUCUAUAUUAUGCAACCUCAUUUUCCUCAUUGGUCUCCCUCUCUCCUAUCUCUCUCUCUCUCUCUCUCUCUCCACAUUUACCCUAAAACCCACAAAAGAGGACACUCAUUUCUCCUACAUAAGCCGCUCUCUUGCAAAGAGCAGUCUGAUACAGCGAUAGAGAGAGUACUUCUUCAUCUGUUUUUUUUAUAUUUUUAUAUUUUUGUCUUAUUUCCUUUCGAUUUAAUCGUUCCCAUUUGAUGAAAUGUGUUAUUAAAGCACGUACAGAUAUAGAAGCAUAGGAUUUAUAUAUAUAUAUAUAUAUAGAGAGAGAGAGAGAGAGAGAGAGUGAGUUAUAUAUAUAUAUAGUGUGAGAAAGUUUUAACGGAUUGCAAUGGUACCCAGUUUUGAUUGUGGAGUAUCAAGCCUUCUCUGUGGAGAAGACAACGACAGCAUCUUUUGUGAUGAUGAUGUUGAUUAUGGGGCAGUGGAGGGUUUUGACCCGACUUGUCAUCAUAGAAAUCAUCAAACCAAUAAUCAAAACCAGAGCUUUUUUAGGGAAGAAGAGUCCUUGAUUGGGUUGCCAAUGCAGAGUGAUGAGAGCUUGAGCCUGUUGUUCAAAAGGGAACGUGAACAAUUCCAUGGUAGUGAUUACUUGAACCGGUUGAGGAAUGGGGAAUUGGAUUUGGGGGCCAGAAAUGAGGCUGUGGAUUGGAUUGGAAAGGCUCAUGCCCAUUUCGGUUUCGGACCUCUGUGUGCAUAUUUAUCUACAAACUACUUGGAUAGAUUCCUCUCCACCUAUGAAUUACCUAAGGGCAAAGCUUGGAUGAUGCAGCUGUUGGCUGUGGCAUGUUUAUCUCUUGCAGCCAAAAUGGAGGAGACUGAUGUCCCUUUGUGUCUGGAUUUACAGGUGGGUGAAUCGAAAUUUCUAUUCGAAGCUAGAACCAUUCAGAGAAUGGAGCUUCUGGUGUUGAGCACAUUGAAGUGGAGAAUGCAAGCAGUCACUCCAUUCUCCUUCAUAGACUAUUUCUUUAGAAAGAUGAAUGGUGGUGAUCAAAACCCUCCAAAAUCUUCAAUCCAUAAGUCCAUCCAACUCAUAUUAAGCACAAUAAAAGGGAUUGACUUUUUGGAAUUCAAGCCUUCUGAGAUUGCAGCAGGAGUGGCAAUGUCUGUUGCAGGAGAAAACCAAACAGUGGAAACUGAUAAAGCAAUCUCUGUUCUCAUUCAACAUGUAGAAAAGGAGAGAAUGCUAAAGUGUGUGGAACUGAUCCAUGAGUCAUCAUCAUUGAUAAGUGGGGCUGUUAAGGGUGCAAAUGCAACAUCAGUCCCAUCUGUGCCCCAAAGUCCAAUUGGUGUGCUGGAUGCUGCAUGCUUGAGCUACAAAACUGAUGACACUGCAGUUGGGUCAUGUGCAAAUUCUUCUCAUAAUAGCCCAAAUGCUAAGAGGAGGAAGCCAAACAGACCCUAUGAACUGGAGCUUUAGAGGUGGGAUUUUCACUUCUCACCCAAUUCACAACAUUGAUGAUAUUUGGUAGGAAUGGGAAUUUUGGUGUGGUCAAGAAGGUGCCUCCCAACAAAGGAAUGAUGAAUACAGAGAGACACAGAAAAAAGGAUUUGAGGAAAAAAAAAAAAAAAAUUAUAAUGUUGUUGUAAGAAGAUGUUGAUAAGUGAAUGGGUGGGAGGUUGGAAUCAAGAUGUUUCAUGCUCUUGGAAUGAAGCAAGCAGUCACCAGCUGUUAAAUAUUAGACUUCUUCUUGGUAGCUAUGGACAAGAAAUAGUCAGAAAGGAAAAAGAAAAUAUGUUUUGUUUGGGGAAUACAGUUAUAUUGUAGGGUUGUGAGAAGUUGUUAUACCUUUGUUCAAUUUUAUGUUUUUUAAAAAUUUUUUUAUUUGAAUA